GUGCCUGUGACGUCAGGGGCGGGGCGUGGAGGGAGGGACGGGAGUGGGAAGGCCGCUCCCUCGCCCGGAGGAGGGGAACGGGGAUCAAGAUGGUCUACAUCGCGAACGGACAAGUGUUGGACAGCAGGAGUCAGUCCCCAUGGAGAUUAUCUUUGAUAACAGAUUUCUUCUGGGGAAUAGCUGAGUUCGUGGUUUUGUUUUUCAAAACUCUGCUUCAGCAAGAUGUGAAAAAGGGAAGAGGCUACGGAAACUCAUCUGAUUCCAGAUAUGAUGAUGGAAGAGGGCCCCCAGGAAACCCUCCCAGAAGAAUGGGUCGAAUUAAUCAUCUGCAUGGCCCCAGUCCUCCUCCAAUGUCUGGUGGAUGAGGAAGGUAA
Molecule: messenger RNA, 374 nt
Organism: Myotis davidii
Lineage: Eukaryota; Metazoa; Chordata; Mammalia; Chiroptera; Vespertilionidae
Gene: SELENOK
Product: selenoprotein K
Exons: 4
Biological process (GO): endoplasmic reticulum calcium ion homeostasis; calcium ion transport
Cellular component (GO): Golgi apparatus; endoplasmic reticulum membrane
Source: RefSeq, a predicted model, not a curated record